This is a messenger RNA of Trachymyrmex septentrionalis, 2451 nucleotides long. RefSeq names its product aromatic-L-amino-acid decarboxylase-like. Gene Ontology annotation, molecular function: aromatic-L-amino-acid decarboxylase activity; pyridoxal phosphate binding. The record is from RefSeq and is a predicted model, not a curated record. NCBI's taxonomy places the organism in Eukaryota, Metazoa, Arthropoda, Insecta, Hymenoptera, Formicidae. The coding region runs from base 837 to 2372 and encodes 511 amino acids. Gene Ontology annotation, biological process: catecholamine metabolic process; amino acid metabolic process. The transcript is spliced from 11 exons.
AUUAGUUUCGUUAAGUUUACGUGUAAUCAACUGAAGAUAUAUAAAUUAUAGAGUUGCUCGAAUGGUUCACAUUGCACAGUGAAGCAAUUCUACUAUAUAGCAGUCUACUCUUAUUGCUUUGGAAAAUAUAAACAAAAAGAAUUAAAGAAUUAAACAACCGUUUAAUUAAAAAAAAAAAAUCAGUUGAAGCGGAAAAACAUUUUCGGAGCAUUUAAGAAGAACUGCUUUCUCAUUCGGCAAAUUUGGUAUGAUUACGGAGAAAGCAAGUGAAAGUUUUCUGGGUGGCGGUAUUUAAUGUUAGAGAACGGUACUCGGCUGAAAACACUUCCGAAUCAUCCAUCAGCUAGUUUAGCUCGUACAGAUUGAUCAGUUAAAUUUUUAUCGCUAUUGUGUCCGACAGCGAGAUACAAAUCUCGGAUCUAAGUGAAAGAUUACUACUCUACGAUGUUUAUAGUGUAUACAUAGUGAAUUUUUCCUGUUCUGUGCAACACGUGUAGCGUAGACCAUACAGUUUGCUGUUCAUGAUUAGCUGUUAUGCGAGACGCACUGUAAGAUGUAAAAUAUUAAAAAGGUUCGACAACUGUCUUCUGACUGAACUUUAUUCAACGAUGAUACAGGCAAGCUUAUAGACUAAAUCGGAAAUAUGUUAUUAGCAGCUUACGAAAACAGACUGACUCGAUCAGAACUAGAGGGAUCUUCACUACGAUAAAAAAGGUGGAAAUUCUGAUAAAUUUCAACAAUAACGUGACAUUUUCGAAUACCAAAAAUAUGCGUGAUGGGAAUGAAAGAAAUUGAGAUAUCGCGAUUGACGUCGCGUACUCUUGAAUUUAGAAAAUAUGGACACAUCGGAAUUCAUACAAUUUGCAAAAGCGACUAUAGACUACGUUGCGGAUUAUACUGAUACUGUGAGAAGCAGAAACGUAUUGCCGGAUGUAGAACCGGGUUAUCUUAGUAAGUUACUUCCAAAAGAAGCACCGCAAAAAUCCGAAAAAUGGCAGGAAGUUCUCAAAGAUGUGGAAAAAUAUAUUAUGCCAGGGGUGACACAUUGGAGCUCGCCGCACUUUCAUGCAUAUUUUCCAUCAGGUAAUUCUUUUCCAUCCCUUGUUGCUGAUAUUGUGAGCAGCGCGAUUGGAUGUAUCGGUUUCAGUUGGAUAGCAUCUCCAGCUUGCACCGAGCUCGAAGUCAUUACAUGCAAUUGGCUUGGGCAGAUAUUAGGACUUCCUAGCGAGUUUUUGUAUAGUAGCAACGGAACAGGUGGUGGAAUCAUCCAGGGAUCUGCCAGUGAAUGUACAUUCAUAUGUUUACUUGCUGCGAAAGAACGCACAGUGCGUCGAGUGAAACAACUUCAUCCAGAACUAGAUGAGGAUCGCAUCAGAGCUAAACUAGUCGCAUAUACUUCUAACCAAUCUAAUUCUUCAGUGGAGAAGGCAGGAAUUCUAGGAUCAAUGCCAAUGAGGUUGCUACCAGUGGAUGAUAAGUGCUCUCUACGCGGAGAAACUUUAAAGAAAGCGAUGCAGGAAGAUAUGGAGAAAGGCCUUAUACCGUGUUAUGUGGUCGCUACUUUAGGAACUACUAGCACCUGUGCCUUCGACAAUAUGAAUGAGAUAGGACCAAUAUGCAAAGAAUAUGAUAUGUGGUUGCACAUUGAUGCAGCUUACGCGGGGGCUGCAUUUAUUUGUCCGGAGUUUAGAUAUUUGAUGUCCGGCAUUGAGUAUGUGGAUUCUUUUAAUAUAAAUGUUCAUAAAUGGUUGCUUACAAAUUUUGAUUGUUCGGUAAUGUGGGUAAAAGACUCGAGACGUCUUGUAGAAACAUUCAGUGUUAACAGAAUAUAUCUAUCAGACUAUCAAGAAGGAUUGGUACCAGAUUACAGAAAUUGGCAGAUACCGUUGGGCCGACGUUUUCGUUCCUUAAAAUUGUGGUUUGUCAUGCGCAUUUAUGGAGUAGAAGGUCUUCAGGAGUAUAUUAGAAAUCACAUAAAACUAGCGCAUCUUUUCGAAACAUAUGUCAGAUCGGACGAUAGAUUUGAAAUAACCAAUGAAGUCAUUUUAGGUCUUGUCUGUUUUCGUAUCAAGGGUGAUAACAGUUUAACAAAGGAACUCUUAGAUCGUCUGCAGGCUAGGAAAAAAAUUUAUCUCAUUGCCGGCACGUAUCAUCAUAAACUUGUUGCUAGAUUUGCCGUUUGUAGCCGAUUAUGUCGAGAAGAAGACAUUGCUAUUUCAUGGAAUGAAAUAUGCAGUCAGACGACAGAAAUUUUGCGAACAAAAUUUAAUAAAGAAUCGGUUAAAAAUGGCAUAAAAUCGACGGAGGAUAUUGCGACAAGAAUAGAAAGUUUAAACUUAGAGUCAAAGAAAAAUAUGCAGAAAAUAUCGUAACUGAUCUUUCCUCCGUAAAAUUUCGCGAUCGAUUAAUUAUAUUAUGUAUUAUUAUUUUUUAUGGCUUCAUAAAUUCUUA